ACAGUUCCGCCAUUCGCAAAAUCGUGUUCCUGGCAGUGUGACCGAAGCUUUCAGAACUCACCUGCAGCGCGUGUAGCACGGUCUUACUGUCAAUAAACCUUAGAGGUUAUAAAAUAAGUUUAGAAAAAGUAUAAAGUAUAAACUUCCUAUUCAACAAACAAAUGUACCUUACUUACCUACUUUAUAGGGUCGGAAAAGCUUCUUCUACCUGUUACAUACUUUCCCCCGAAUACAGUAUACCCUCUUUACUCUUCUAGUACCGGGUAUGAACAGUAAUGCAAGCAAGAUCAUUUUUCAAUGAAAAUGAACAAAUAAUUGGUGCUGAAAAAUAUUUUAUUGGUUUCAAAGACAUUAUCAAAAAUAUAUCUUUGGGAUCCUACAAAAUGAGAUUUAGGGUUUUCGCAUAUAGGGUUAACUUCAUAUUGACUCAUACGCCAGGGCCUUUCUUUUACAAGCCGAACACCUGUCGUGCGUUCGUAGUAGAAAUCAGAGGUCUUUUCAAAAACAAUUCAAUUCGAAAAAUUGCUCCAACUUAUAAAAACCGAUUGUAGGUGACAAAUAUGUGGGGACACUAGUUAAACAAUUUUUUAAAAUUAAAGUUUGUUUUUAUUUUUAAAAAAUUUAAAAAUUUGCGUUUUAAAAUAAAAUUCUUAAAAGUGAGAGGUAUUAGAACUUUAUACAAAAGACAUGAAUUCAAUCGGAUAACUAACAAACUAGCUGGAGAUAUAUAUUUGCAAACAGAGGGUACUUUUUGAAAACUAGUUUUUUUUAAUCUUAAAACAUUUUAACUAAGAAAAUCUUUUUUGGCCAAUCCUGACACACAUUUACUUAUUUACCGAAUAGUUUAGGUAAAAAAAAAGUUUCACGCAAAUCAAAAAUGUUAAAAAUUAUAUAAGCAAAACGAGGAAGAAUUUUCAGUAAGUUCACCCCCGAUUGCUUUAAAACUCGACUUCCCCAGAUAUGCUGAUAAGGAAUUUUUGAUAUCCCUUAUAAUGCCCUUUGAGAGGGCAUAAACAAGGUAAAAAACAACAAGGAAGGGGAAGCGGGAUGUGAAACUGCCUAGCAACGAGGUUGGCUUGGGACCUCCUAUCACUUUCCACUACAGCACACUUUCGUCAACAUGGUGCUCAUCACCGAAGAGCUGGUGCGCAAGAAGUCGGAGCACAAUGAACGCCUGAUUAGCACGUUGGAGGAGAUCUCCCUGCACCAGGAGGACAUCGAGGCCAUAGAACACAUCCAGAACUGGUGUCGCGACCUCAAAAUCCUUCUCCUCCAGUCCAACCUGAUUGCGCGCCUGGAGAACUUGCACAAACUAAAGCGCCUGGAGUACCUUAAUGUGGCCAUCAACAACAUUGAGAAGGUGGAGAACCUGGAGGGCUGUGAGUCCCUCAGAAAGCUGGACCUGACUCUUAACUUUAUAGGAGAACUGACCAGCUUGGAGUCGCUGUGCGGAAAUCACAAUCUGCGCGAGCUGGUACUCAUCGGGAAUCCCUGCGUGGACUAUCCGCAGUACAGGAACUACGUGGUGGCCACUUUGCCGCAACUGAACAGCUUGGAUUGCGCAGAGAUCACGCCUUCGGAGCGCCUCCAAGCGUUGCGGGAACUGUCCAAGAACCGGGCCAUCAUCGUCCAGAAGCAGGCGGAUCACGCUAUAAGCCGGGAUGAGCAGCGUAUCCGGGUGGCGGAGCAGCAGGCCGCCUUGGCGGAUCGUUGUGCCGGAAUAGAAGACGAGGAGGAGCGCAUCCAGGCCUUUUGGCAGGCCAAGAGCGAGCACUGCCCGGAGAUUCGCACGGAGAUCGCCCGGCAGCACCGCUUAGGCCGGGAGCGGCACGAGCCCAAGUCCCCGCUGGAUCCCCCGAAGCAGGAGCGCAAUCUGUUCGCUCCCUGCGGCAGACCGUACAACCUGAACCAGGGCAAGCUGCCCUUCAAAUUCCAGGACGAGGCCGAUCAUUACUUGCUCCAACUAGAAGUCUACAGACACCUGGACACCUCCCUAAUUGCUGUGGACGUACAGCCCUUGUAUACUAGAGUCACCGUAAAGAAAAAGAUCUUCCAGAUCGCAUACAGUGAGGAGGUCAAGCCGAGUGAGUCCACGGUGCAGCGUUCGCAGAUCACAGGCCACCUCAUGGUCAAACUUAAAAAACUAAGAGUCAACGACCUACUGAUCACGAAGGGUGCGACUAAAAGUUGUACCCGCUCUGAUGGCGGACAAAAGGACGACCAACCCGAGAAGAGGCUCUGUGGAGUUGUGGACAUCAGCAAUAUCUGUCCGCCCGAGGACCUCCCCGAAUUAAUUUGAAGAAGAGUUUAUUAUUUAAAAAUGGUUUAUUUAAA
Molecule: messenger RNA, 2334 nt
Organism: Drosophila biarmipes
Lineage: Eukaryota; Metazoa; Arthropoda; Insecta; Diptera; Drosophilidae
Gene: tilB
Product: protein tilB
Exons: 4
Coding region: 1121-2299 (392 amino acids)
Biological process (GO): outer dynein arm assembly
Cellular component (GO): cytoplasm
Molecular function (GO): protein binding
Source: RefSeq, a predicted model, not a curated record